AUGCCACGGGAGAGCAAUCGGGGGAGGUUGCGUUCACAUGAGGCCUGCCUGAAUUGCAGACCGGUCAAGGCGGCCCGUCAAGACCAAAAACGCGAGGAGCUCGAAGAUAUACCAGAAGCACCCUACUCAAAGAACAGCAACCCAUCCUCUGGCGAACCAGCUUUUGAGCGCUUCUCUCCCGGGUCGGGUUCUUUUCCUUUUGGAUUCGGCAACAAUGAGGACUCAAAUCCCCAUCCCUCUUCCGCCGCAGUCAGCAAAUCCCUGGAACUGUAUUUUCACUACUGUCAUCGGCAGCCGAUCUGGUGCUUCGAUUAUGAAGACCUCGAAGACAAGGGUAGUCUUUCGGACGAGCUUAUCUAUAGCGUCCUAGCGCUGACUGCGCGCUUUUCGCGUGAGCCGUCGCAGUCGCAGCGUUAUGGAAAUACCGCGCGAACAUUGAUCAUGCUCCGCGUGGCAAAUGGCUCAGUGGACCUCGAAACCAUCGAAAGUCUAUGCCUACUUUCAUAUUCUUCAUUCAUAGACGGGGACGUGCACCUCGGUCGGUUCCAUCUUGGCCUCGCUUUUCAGCUUUGCCGGUCCGCGAUGAUGGACAUAGACUCCGGAUAUCCUCCUGAGAGUCCUUUGACUGAACGAAAGAAACGCUUGUUCUGGAGUCUCCAAUCACUGGAACAGACAUACGGCCAACAAAAUGGGUUUCUCAGCCUCCCAGCCGAGAACCUGCGUCCGUUUUGUGCUCCCCACGGUGGAGACCGGGGAUAUUGCAAGGAGUUCGAAUCAAAGCCGCCCAAGCUGCCGCGGGAUGAUAUUGGUUGCUCCACGCCCGAGGACAUAGGCAUUUGGAGCCUGGCGGUUCAUUUCGGAUGGGUUUGGAGCAGGGUUCGCACCUAUGUGUCCGACUGCGCACAAAAUCGACUCAAGGAGCCCUGGCGCCAUGAUUCAAUGUAUACGAUGAUACUCUCAGACCUGACGGAGGUGGAGAACAAGCUCUCUCAGUGCCACCGAUACGACUCGGUCAAAUUCUAUGAGCGGAAGGCAGAGGAGCUGCGCAUGAACCGGGGGUACUGGACACCCUGGUUGAAAGCGCAGUUUACGUAUCAUUGCAUUUUGACCGUGCUGAACCACCCUUUCCUCUACAUCGUAGCAUCACAGUCGAACCCGAACCUCUCCAUCCCCAACGCCUUUUGGAGGCGCUCUUCAGAGCUGGUUGUGUUGCAUGCGACCUGGCUUGUCCGUAUGAUCGAUAUGGUCUCCGAAAGGAAAAUGCGCCUAGUUGAUCCCUUUUUCGGGCACGCCGCCGCGAUUGCAGCGACAGUACAUCUUUAUUAUUGUUGCGCAGCGGAUCCACGACUCAAACAGAAAUCGAUAAUCGACUUCGAUAAAUGUCGGACCUUUCUGAAAACUUUCGUUCCUUUCUCUGCAGCCUGCAAAGCCUUAGACCAAACUCUGGACAAGAUGACGCGAAUUGCAUGCGGCUCGGAAAAUGUGAACUACGAGUGGAUGCCGUCCAAGAUCCACCUGAGUAUCCCGUUGAUGUGGGACCUUCUCCAAAUCAACUGUGUGCCGGAGCCACAGGAGAUGUCUGGUGGCUUAUUACAUCCCACGUUGAUCCCCGCCAUUUCGCGAGACGACGCGGGGGAAAGCUCCUGUACGCUGGAGGUCAUUGUGGCCAUGUCCCCUGAAGUCCAUGUCAAUACGGCGGAUGGUGGACAGGCCGCCCAUAUGCAACCGAGCCUGGCCAACAUGUCCUCUAUGCAAUCGACUCCAGACAGUCUCGCGCUCGCCGACAAGUUGGUCGCACCGGCUGACAGUCUCAUGAUGAAUACGCCGUGGCUCUGGACGGGCCAGUUUCCGGACAUGGACAAUAUGGACUAUCAGGAACCCGAGUCCGGCAUGGGGAAUAUUGAUGGGUUUUCCGCCUGGUGGGACAUUGGGAAUCUCUAA
Aspergillus pseudonomiae is the source of this 1941-nucleotide messenger RNA. RefSeq names its product putative C6 transcription factor. Bases 1 to 1941 code for a protein of 646 amino acids. The record is from RefSeq and is a predicted model, not a curated record. Gene Ontology annotation, molecular function: DNA binding; zinc ion binding. The transcript is spliced from 4 exons. Gene Ontology annotation, biological process: DNA-templated transcription. Gene Ontology annotation, cellular component: nucleus. Lineage: Eukaryota; Fungi; Ascomycota; Eurotiomycetes; Eurotiales; Aspergillaceae.